This is a messenger RNA of Lodderomyces oxycetoniae, 936 nucleotides long. RefSeq names its product DNA-directed RNA polymerase I subunit. Gene Ontology annotation, biological process: DNA-templated transcription initiation; DNA-templated transcription. Gene Ontology annotation, cellular component: RNA polymerase I complex. Bases 1 to 936 code for a protein of 311 amino acids. The transcript has a single exon. The record is from RefSeq and is a predicted model, not a curated record. Lineage: Eukaryota; Fungi; Ascomycota; Pichiomycetes; Serinales; Debaryomycetaceae.
AUGUCGACAAAAACAGCAAGGUCGAGCCUAGAGAACAAUAAUGAGACAGGAAGAGCUAAACGGGUAAAACCGUCGCCCAAAACCAAUCCCGUUAAUGAAGAAACUCAAUUGUCUGAGUGCUUCAAAAAAGUAUCUACAUCACUUUAUGUCUCACUUUCACCCUUGUUUGUAAAUAAUGCUGUUAACGGGAUCAAACAGCAACACCUUGAUCCCCUUGUAAUGACCUAUUACCCUAAGGUCAAGGGUGUAAUAAUAGCUUAUUCAAAUAUUAGACUAAUGACACAAUACGACUCGGAGAAACAAGCUUACAUAGCCAAGGUAGAAGGAUCUUCCCCAUUUACUUUCUUUUGGGUCCAUGUUGAUUUUCUUGUCUGGAGUCCUUGCAUAGGCGAUGUUUUAGAAGGUGAUAUUUACAUGCAAACUCCGUCACACAUUGGUUUGUUGAUAUGUGAUGUGUUCAAUGCCUCUAUAAAGAAGUACAAUAUCCCCCAAGACUGGGAAUUCAAACCUGUGCAACAAGAUGAAUAUACGAGUGGCGGAGAAGAAAGCGAUAAGAAGAUUGGGCAUUGGAUGGAUAAAGACGGGAAUAAAAUAGAUAACACCAAAUUGAAAUUCACAGUUAAGGCAGUUUACACCACAAGUAGAGUAAUUCACAUUGAAGGAACUUUGAUCAAGCCCGACGAGGAAAGGCUUUCGCAACCUUUUUAUAAUAAAGAAAGCAAGCCCAAGGCAAGUUUGGGUAAGCAUAAGAAGUUUGACAAGGAAGACGGCGAGAAUGAACUAGAAAAUGAACAAGAAAAUGUGAUUGAGAUAGAAGAACCCAAGAAAGAUGAUAUUUUGCCUAGUUAUCUAAAUGAUACCGAUACUAAUGAAGAUGAAGACUACAAAGUGGUAAAUAAUUCAGAUUUCGUUGAGGACAAAGUAGAGUCCGAUUGA